GAGCUUAAAGUUUCCGAGGCUUGGGGGAACACAAUGACUUGGAUCUAACAGCCUAAAUGGGAAGAAGGGAAUUUGUGCUGCCUCGAGGAAGCCGUUAAACUCCUGCUAAGUGAACUCUCUUUUUUAUGCAUCUAUGCACACGACCGACCUCCUCUAUCACUGACUAGAAAUAAUUUCUGACAAUCCAGGAUAUUCCGAAAGCUUGGAGACAUAUGGCUGGAAAAUGAAACUACCCUGGAGUGUGGCCACAUCAUUAUUUUGUGUCGCAUGGUACCAGAUGGGCAGGUGGUGAAUGGCGCUGGGAUGUGAACGGACAGUUUAACAAUGUGAAUUUUUUCCCCCGUAGAGCUCAGACAGACUUCAUUUCCCUCUUGUCUUUCGGUCUCUAGUACUUGGAAUUUCCCCCUCUCUGCAAUAUCAAUUAACUCAACUUUGCAGUGGGGUAGCCAAAAAGGAAGAGGAUGAAGAGGGCUCUAUAAUCUUAACAAGUGUCGAGGGAGUCACUGCGCCCCGGGAACCGCGGCGGCGACCCGCCCAUCCUGUGCGGAUUUCAGGGCUGAUACCGCGCGGGCGGUUAUGGAGCGGACCGUGAGUUUGAUCCGCCGAGGGUAGAGACCUGGGCUCGGUAGUGGUGUGCUGAUCUUCAGGCAGACGUGGAGGCCCCUGCUGCCUCUCAUCCGUAGCGUUUUAUAACCAUUUUCAUCGUUCUUCAAAAGUCAUGGACGACGGCCCGCUGCCCGACCUCCGAGACAUCGAGCUGAAGCUAGGGCGCAAAGUGCCCGAGAGCCUAGUGCGCUCGCUCCGUGGGGAGGAGCCGGUGCCCCAGGAAAGGGACAGAGACCCCGCCGGGGGGAGCAGCGGCGGUGGCGGUGGCGGAGUCUGCAGUAGCAGCAGCAGCAGCAGCUGCAGUUUCCCUCUCUCCCUGUCAUCCUCCUCUUCGCCCUCCCCAACCUCUGGCUCCCCACAGCCUAGCCAUUCCAGAAGCGCCCUGGAGAGGCUGGAAACCAAGCUUCACCUCCUCAGGCAAGACAUGGUUAACCUCAGAGCCACAGACGGCAGGCUCAUGCGCCAGUUGCUCCUGAUCAAUGAGAGCAUUGAGUCCAUCAAGUGGAUGAUUGAAGAGAAAGCCACCAUCACCAGCCGAGGCAGCAGUCUCAGUGGCAGCCUGUGCAGCUUACUGGAGAGUCAGAGCACCUCCUUAUAUGGCAGCUACAACAGCCUCCACGAUGGCAGCGACGGGCUGGAUGGCAUCUCCGUGGGGAGCUACCUGGACACUUUGGCAGAUGAUGUCCCAGGCCAUCAGACCCCGUCAGACUUGGACCAGUUCAGUGACAACUCAGUCAUCGGGGACUCACACGCACUGCAUAAGCGUCCCAAAUUGGAUGCUGAAUACUACUGCUUUGGCUAACGACCCAGUUUUUUGCAUGGGAUUGGUGUGCAAUUAACUUGUGUUUAUCCUUCUUCUCCGCUGCUAUAUUUUUGGUGUGAUUUUUUUUAAUAUGACAACCUUUUAAAAAGAAGCUUAUUUUGGACGGCUUGAUGGUAUUUCUGUUGCUCCUAGUAUUUCUCACCUGGAUUGAUUUAUCUUUGUCUCUCUUACGUCUCUAUUUUUAUUUAUUACAGUGAUUUUUCUCCCUUCUUUCACAGUGGCACAAAUAAGGUAGGGGGAAAAGAAUAAGCAAUAAUUAUGUUUUUGCUUCUGUUUUCAGGGCAAGGGGUCAGGGAUUACAAGAUAAACUUUGCUAAAUUUUACAAUAAACCAAAGUCUGAUAGUA
Molecule: messenger RNA, 1775 nt
Organism: Mesoplodon densirostris (Blainville's beaked whale)
Lineage: Eukaryota; Metazoa; Chordata; Mammalia; Artiodactyla; Ziphiidae
Gene: LURAP1L
Product: leucine rich adaptor protein 1 like
Exons: 2
Coding region: 719-1408 (229 amino acids)
Biological process (GO): positive regulation of canonical NF-kappaB signal transduction
Source: RefSeq, a predicted model, not a curated record